UAGGCGUGUGGUGUCUGAACGAAAAGGCAAGCAUGUGUCAGCUAGAAUACCUGCAGUCAUAUUCGUACGCAGACCUCGCUAAAGGACUAACAGGCCUCUGUACAGUAAUCACAGAAAAUGCGGUGAUUGGCGCAUGCAGCGCAUUUACAGAUUGCUUGGGAAAAGUUGAGAUGGAAAAACUCGAUUCGCACUACAUGAACCCAAAGUUUCUCUGCAAGUUAUUGGCUAGAACAGCAGCUUGUGCAGCGUGGAGCGCUUCGACUUGUUUGCCUAGCAACGCUACCGCGAAGACGAGCUUUGAGAACAUCAUGCAAGAAUGGUAUAGCAAAUGCCCCAAUAUCGACCUCCCGUACUCGUCCUGUAACCAGACUAUGACGUGUAUGCAGGCUGUCAGCCCUUUCAAGGGUUACUCUGGCACGUCAGUGGUAGAUAUCUGCCCGCAUAUGAAAUCUGUGAUGACAUGUUUGAAGAACGCACUGGGAACGUGCUCCAUCAAACUGGCCUUAAAUUACGGCUUCACAGAAAUGGCGGCAUACUUUGAACAAACUUGUAACAUUCUCAAGAAUCCAGCAAACACGGCAUUGAAGGACUGCAAUACAUUCGAUUCCUGUAUUCGACAGAUUAGUAACCCAGACCAAGCUAAGAUGCCGACAGUAUACCCUGACCCUCGAUACUGGUGUGGAGUGAUUCGAGAUACAGCUACAUGCGCUUUCAAAUCGGCCGAUGGCUGCAACAUGGCGAGAAAUUCAGAACUGAAGAAAGAUUCUGCGGACGUGGUGAACUCUGUGAGCACUAAGUGCCCUAUCGAUGGAUUCCAAAAUAUCACCUUUCAAGUUGCAGCUGCACCAAGUAUGUUCACCAGUGCAUCUGUUAUCACCAUCCUGAUUGCCUUCUUGUCGCCAGUUCUCCUUUGAGACCGAUGGUAAACCACCACUGCAAUAAUCUGGGACCUAUUUUGCAUAACGCUACUUUAAUAAUCUGGGGCCUAUUUUAUAUAAUGCUACUCUAAUAAUCCGGGGCCUAUUUGACUAAAUGCUCGCAACUUUACGAUUUCACGGUACAACGAAAAUAUACUUGCUAUGGUAUUGUCAAGUGGUGGAAGACACGACACCAUCAUCUGUCGUGUCGUUAACUUGUUGUAAUAGCUUAAUAUAAUCGGAUUUUUCAUUAAAAACAAUAAUAGAACAUUCUGUACUGCUUUUAGAAACCAGCCUCUGUGGUGUCGCGGUUAAGCCAUCGAAUAUAAGGCUGGUAAGUACUGGAAUCGCAGCUCAGUACCAGCAGGGGUCUCUCUACAUGUCAUAAGCAAUGGCGAGCCCGCCAUCUCUUAAGACUAAUUUCCAAUACGCCGCCAUCCAUUGGCAGCGAUAGUAAUAUCCGCCAUCCGCCAACUACCAGAGUAAUCAGGUUCAUCGUCGUUUACAAGACAUUUUCGAAGUACUUGUACCCUGCAAAUCUUAGGCACCAUCCCUUCCUAUAAGUGGAACCAAUUCUACUGAUUUCCUCCAUCCCUUUCCUGAAUACUGGAGAGACCACUGACCAGCUCCCACCCAGAGCGAGUUUUAACGACUCAAUGGAUAGGUGUAAGACCACUACACCCUCUUCUCUCUCUUUAACCAAUAACAAACAACGCAUUGUCCUAAUAAAUCGAUGUACUCUACUAGUGGUGUUGUUAAACAGUACAGUCCUUUUUGUAAAUCCCUUUUGCUAUUAUCUGUUAUCAAAAUUUAUAUACUCAACAACGAAAGUUUAGCAAAUAUCUUUUGUGAAGUCUAAAUUUGCCAUGGUUGAAUAAACUUUAAAAAA
Gigantopelta aegis is the source of this 1806-nucleotide messenger RNA. RefSeq lists its product as uncharacterized. The transcript has 9 exons. Lineage: Eukaryota; Metazoa; Mollusca; Gastropoda; Neomphalida; Peltospiridae. Bases 33 to 914 code for a protein of 293 amino acids. The record is from RefSeq and is a predicted model, not a curated record.